Molecule: messenger RNA, 957 nt
Organism: Mesorhabditis spiculigera
Lineage: Eukaryota; Metazoa; Nematoda; Chromadorea; Rhabditida; Rhabditidae
Source: the annotation of a GenBank genome assembly
AUGGUCGCAUUCAUCAAAAGUUUCAUCAAAACCGGAAACCCUGGUUGGAAGGCGUUUAAUCCAUCAACCUUUAAUUAUUACAGCUUGAAGCAAAAGCCAAAUGAGGCAAACGGAAUGUUCAAGGACGCGUAUAACUUCUGGACGAACACGAUGCAGAAAUACAAAUUUGAUUUUGUGACAAGACAGCUUUGGGCUGAUUUGUCAGUACCACCUGGUCAGAUGGUUUGGGCAAGUUUUGCGUUGCUGGUUGUCAUCUUUGCAGCUCUACAAAAGGACAGUUUUCAGUGCGCAUCGAACGGGGUUUGCGGGGCAUACGGUGGAUGUGCUCCACCACCUCCACCUCCUGGGGGUUGUGGCUGUGCGGCGCGUGGAUAUCAAUGUGGUAGUUAUGGAUGUUAUCGAAUGAGGGCAAGAGGCUCGAAACUAUACCAACCCAGUCGCGAUCGAGCGCGUGGAUCGAAGAUUGAGGCGGAUCGGCAGAUUUUAAGGCAAAAAUUGGCCGAAAAAUCGCGCACCGAUUCGCAGGAAGAAUUGAGCGAGGUCUCAGAGACAGCGGCUUCUUUGAGACGCGGCGGAUCGGGAGAGCCUCUGAACCCAAAUCGCGCGUUCUUCGAAUGCUGUAUGGACCGUCAACUACCAGAUGCCUGCCUGCAAAAGUGCAACUACGGAGCGUUCAAUAAAGAUACGCUCUCCCGGAUGUACUUCAAACAAGAUGCCUGCCCCCUGGCCGCCAUGUCCGAGAUGCAGUUCUGUGCAGCCCAGGGUCGUGACCACACAGCUUGUUGUGCGCGAAAUGGAGUGACGACGACCUUGGCGGGAGAAAAGUGUUUGCUUUUCUGUGACCAGAGACCAGGACGUGUAACACCUCUUGACCUCUCCUACGUGCCCUGCUUCGAUCGAUUCGAAAGUAUGAAAUCAUGUUUCUGGCACGAAUUGACGACCUUUUACCGGGUACGG